Molecule: messenger RNA, 1413 nt
Organism: Cyphellophora europaea CBS 101466
Lineage: Eukaryota; Fungi; Ascomycota; Eurotiomycetes; Chaetothyriales; Cyphellophoraceae
Exons: 2
Coding region: 1-1413 (470 amino acids)
Biological process (GO): protein deubiquitination
Molecular function (GO): cysteine-type deubiquitinase activity
Source: RefSeq, a predicted model, not a curated record
AUGGCAGUGGCUAUAAAGCUUCCUUAUUCUGGCUGUGAACACAUCGACGACAAAGUCGUGAGCAAGGUCAAGGGUGUCCGCUCCAAAAAUAGCGAGCUAGGGCUGGUGGUGUACACGUGCCUUGACUGUCCAGUCAAUGGAGGCUUUUCAUCCCUCGACAAUCACUUCAAAACAACCAGACAUGGAUUCGCAGUGUCCGCUCGAUCGGUUUAUUGCGGGCGUUGUAACGACCUAGUCUACGAUCCGGAUUUCCUCCUCAGCAGCGCCAAGAAGCGGAAGCUAGCUCAGACCUCCGAUGAAGAUGAUUCGUACAUGACAUCGAAUACUUCGACGAGACCGUGUGGUCGUGAAGGCGUACGUGGAUUAUUCAAUCUCGGCGAGACGUGCUACAUGAACGCUGUCCUUCAGAUGAUGGUUCACAACCCAUUACUGGCGAGCUACUUCUUGGGUAUGGGCCAUCCGAUUCAUCUCUGUCCGAUAUCCAAGGAGCCAGACAAAAAGAACGAAUCGGAUUCGGAAGAUGACGAAGAGGGGGAGGACAAGGAACAGAAAACAUGCGUGGCCUGUGGCAUGACCGAGGUCUUUUCCGAUGCGACACAGGCCGAUCAAUCUUUGCCAGCUCAUGCCGUGAACCUCCUCUUUGCAUCGUGGAAGAAUAUACCGCACAUGUCCGGCAAACAACAGCAAGACGCUCAAGAGUGGUUCAUCCUGAUCGUGGACAAGCUCCACGAGGCCGUUUCUCAAAACCAGGACUCCAAAUUGAGGUGUGAUUGCUUCUUCCAUAAAGUCUUCUUCGGCCGCUUGAACAGCGAGGUCACCUGCGACAAAUGUCAUACUACCAGCUCUACCGAAGACGAGUACUCCAGCAUCUCGCUGGACUUCAAGAAGCAAGUAAAGAAGAAGAAGAAAGCCCUUCCGGAUGUCAAGACCGCUGUUCCAAACAUCUACGAAUGUCUCCGCAGCUACACAGCAGCGGAAUCACUGUCUGCCGAGCAGUACAAAUGCAGAUCCUGUGAUGGACCGCGGUCUGCCAGUAAACGGGUCCGGGUUAGGAAGCUGCCUGCAAUACUCUGCGUCCACGUCAAACGAUUCGGGAUGAAGAUUGUGGGCACCACCUUCGUGCAAGAGAAGUACGAGGGCAAGAUCGAUUUCCCGCUGGUGCUUGACAUGGGUCCCUAUACCACACAGGCGAAAUCGGCAGCUGUCAGUGACCAGUACGUCUACGAUUUGGAAUGCGUGGUUGUCCAUCAAGGUGAGAACGUGCACAACGGCCAUUACUUCGCCUUUUGUCGGCAGGACAAGAAGUGGUUUCGAUUCGAUGACGAGAUUGUAUCGGCCACGACGACAGAGGAUGUCCUGCGACAAGAGGCUUAUCUUCUUUUCUACUCGCUUCGCUCGCUUGCGAGCGCUUGA